GUAAGACUGGUGAUUAUCACAUACUGCUCAUUUUUAACACAUUUUGUGAGGCUAGGGCAGUGGUUUUCAAAGUCGGGGCUGCCAGGGGGCACCCAGGGGGCCUCAACAAUUUGGUGUGAAAAAUAAAUUCUCACUCUCAGACAACCACACACACUCACAGUCAAUUCCUAAUGUAAUGUAAAGAUGUAACUAUUAAUAAAAAAAAGGGGGGGUAUAUUCAGAAGUCUGUAUUUUUAAUUUGUUUUAAAGACAUCUUGCAAAGGGGGGGCCUUGAUGAAAUGUUAAUGCCAUUUGGGGGGCCUUACCCUGGAAUGGUUUGGGAACCCUUGGGCUAGGGCCUAUAUUAAUGUUCAGUAGGAACUGAUUUAAUAUAAUUCACUCCAACAAAUGUCAUCAUGUGGUUCCUAAUAUUACCUAGUACCUCUGUCUGGACUGUUGAUGCUCCCAUCGGUGGAUUUCUGGCUCAGUAACUGAGACCUGCUCAUCUGGUAGAACCAGUCACCAUUUGUAUAGUCUGAGAGCACAAGAGAGAAAGAGGCACUUUGUGUGAGCUGGAGAAGGGAACGCAUACAAUACAGAUGGAAAUAUAAUAUUAGGAUACGCCUCAUCGAGCAAAGAUUAAAAGGGAGAAAGUUCACCUUUCCUCAGAUCAGCGAUGACCUGAUGAAUGUCUGCUUACAUUAAGGACGACCAUGGAUGAAGGCUGAAAGAGCGUGCUUUUCAAGUCUAGAUUUUAGUUUAAAAAAUUUGUGCUGCUACAGCAAGGAGGAAUGAAGAAGAAACUUAUCGGAUGACGUCAACAAACAUUGCUUAGUCUUCACAUAACACCAUGAGAGACAUCACCACCACCACCAUCACCACAUAAAAGGACAUCUGCUGUUAUUUUUGGCCACAAUGUCCAAAUCUCAGGAGCAGAGCCUAAAUGAGGAUGUGAUCUUCCUUCCGGUGAAUGAGUCCAACCCAGAGUUCCUCCAUUCGGAGGUGGAACGCAGUGCCCUGGAGUCCCUGCUCAGAGAUGGUCCUGGAGCUUUCUACACCAAACUGAGCGCACAUCAAAUCGAACCCUUUCUCUCCCCGGAGGAGGUGAACCAGGUCUCCCGCUGGGUGGAGGAUCAACAUGUGGAGGUUGUGGAAAAUGGGGACGUCGGGAGUGAAAGCAGCUCAGGCGUGCAGGGCUCCUCGGAUCAGUAUUUCCCCGAGCUUUCAGACACGCCGGCUCCAUGUCUGGAGCUCGGAUGGCUGGAGAAGGACAGAUGGGACGGUGUGGAGCAAGUCAUGGUCUACACCAAUCCUCCAGUGGAGCAGGCUCCUCAUAUCCGUGAGGUGAUCAGGAGGCUGCUACAGGGAGCCACCACGCUGAUCGCUAUCGUAGCAGAUAGAAUCACAGACAGCACGGUGAUCGGGGAUCUGCACUCCGCUGCAUCUCGAGGUGUUGUUAUCUACAUCAUCCUGAAUCGAAGACCUGCACAAGAUAACCUAACGCCAAACCAGCUCAAGCACCCGAACAUUAUAGUUCGGAUUUUGGGUGGAAAGACGUUCAUGUCUGCAGAUAGGAAGAUGGUGGUGGGAGAGCUGAAGGAGAACUUUGUCCUGGUGGAUCUGGAGACGGUGGUUCUGGGCAACUACAGCCUGACCUGGACUGACGCUCAUCUACACCGGCAGCUCGUCACUGUCCUGAGUGGCCCGGUGGUGCAGUUAUUCGACCGGGAGUUCCGCAUCCUCUACGCCGCCUCACUACCCAUUCCUGACUCGUGGAAAGUUGCCAAGCCCAUGGAGCAUCCCAAGAUUGAUUUAACUCUUUACCAACCAGAACUAAAUACCUCAAAACAAGUGCUGCUUGACUGCCCUUCCUCCACUCCACCACCCUUUGCUGACUCUCCUAUAGACUGGGACACUCUUGGGGUCUUCCAGAAGAGUGAAGACUCUCCAGAAGACCAGGUUUUGCCUGAGUUUUUUGAAGAACCGCCAAAGUUUCAUAGAACAGGGCCUGACUGGCAUACUGAGGCUCCUGGAGCAGAUGUAAUAAAUCUUCAUAUCACUGAAUGUCAAGAUGAAAGCAAGUUAUAUCGUGCCGCCGCUGAGCUGAGGCACGUACCAGAUCAUCAAGCAAUGUUUUGGAACAUGCAAAAACCAGAGAGGCUUCAGUACGGGUUUCUGACAGAACGUGACGAGGGACCGGCCAUGUUCAGGUACCGAGACUUCAGGAUGGAUAGGAACCUGAUGGAGGACACUGUGCCCUUCUCACGCGCUCACAGACAGGACUGUCUACCAAGUCUGGACAGGAGUUGUGGGGAAAAUACCAUCCCAGAGGAGACAACACCCGGGACAUCUGCAGCUCCAGUCCAUUAUAAGAAACCCAUUGUUGUGAGUAUUCCUCAGACAGACAGCUCUUGGAGGCUGGGUGAUAUCCUGAAAAAGAUCAGCACUGAUCACAGCACCAAGGGCCUGCAGACAAAAAUGGCCAACAAUACAAUCAGCAAAUCUACUCUGGACCUGAGUUCACCAGGGACCGAGACACUGCAGAGGAGCCAGAGUCAGGCCAAUUUGUACGACAGCUUCCCGAUGACGCCAGCUCUAGCCCUGAUGAAAAAGCGCAACGAUGAGGUCAAAUCUUCACUUCUGAGAAGUCCGAAGGCUUUCCAGCCACUAUCCAGACCCCGCAGUUUUAGUUUAGGCCUUAAGAGGGACACGUGGAAACCUGCUUUAUUCAGACAGAAGAAUAACGAUGAGGACAAGUGAAGAAAUCCCAACCAGAUGAGCACAACGUGACGCAGAAUAUAAAAUACGGUUCUCCUAUUAGGAUGGGCCUACAAGCUAAUUGCACAAUGGCAACAAUUGUGUGAACACUAGGCGAAUACCUUUUAUGCUACUAAAUGAUCGAGGAGACGUGUUAAUAAAUCACCUGAACUAAAGAUGAA
Messenger RNA from Ictalurus punctatus (channel catfish), 2918 nucleotides. RefSeq names its product family with sequence similarity 83 member E (gene sack1e). NCBI's taxonomy places the organism in Eukaryota, Metazoa, Chordata, Actinopteri, Siluriformes, Ictaluridae. Bases 895 to 2739 code for a protein of 614 amino acids. Gene Ontology annotation, biological process: epidermal growth factor receptor signaling pathway. The transcript is spliced from 9 exons. The record is from RefSeq and is a predicted model, not a curated record.